CAUCUGGGCAUGGCCCAAACCGUUUCGAUGUCCACUCUGGCACUCUGCAAAACGACGCUGCGACUGCGGGAAGCAGUAGUAUAAUUUGUGAAGAACAUUUCCCCGCACCCUCGUAAGCUCUAAACAUAAGAGCUACUAGUAGCAACGUUGUCGUUGGGCUUGGAAGCAUCGUCCCGUGCGCGCACGCCGAUGGAUGACCACUACUACGUCUACCUCGGACUGGCGCUGGUGUCGCUGCUCGUUGUCGUGCUCGCGAAGCGCCGGCGCGGCCCGGUGGACGGCCACGGCCUGCGGCUUCCGCCGGGGCCGUGGCAGCUGCCAAUCAUCGGCAGCAUGCACCAUCUCGCGGGCCAGCUCCCUCACCGCGCGAUGCGCGACCUGGCGCGGCGCCACGGGGCCGUGAUGCUGCUCCGCGUCGGCGAGGUGCCGACGCUGGUGGUCUCCUCCCGCGAGGCGGCGCGCGAGGUGAUGAAGACGCACGACACCGCGUUCGCGUCGCGGCCGCUGAGCGCCACGGUGCGCGUGCUGACGAACAACGGCCGGGACAUCAUCUUCGCGCCCUACGGGGAGCACUGGCGCCAGCUGCGGAAGGUGGCCAUCACGGAGCUCCUGAGCGCGCGCCGGGUGCUCUCCUUCCGCGCCAUCCGCGAGGAGGAGGUCGCGGCCACGCUGCGCGCGUGCGCCGCCGCCGCGGCGGAGUCGCCGCCGCGCCCCGUGGAGAUGCGCGCGCGGCUGUCCGCGCUCGUGGCCGACGCCACGGUGCGCGCCGUGAUGGGCGACCGGUGCAGGGACCGCGACGUGUUCCUGCGGGAGCUCGACCGCUCCAUCGGGCUGUCGGCGGGGUUCAACCCGGCCGACCUGUGGCCGUCCUCCCGCCUCGUCGGCCUGCUGAGCGGCGCCGUGCGGCGCGCCGAGGAGUGCCGGGACACGGUGUUCGGGAUCCUCGACGGCAUCAUCAAGGAGCACCUGCAGAGGAUGGACAGCGCCGGCGCCGGCGCCGGCGCCGGCGAGGCUGCAGGCGAGGACCUUCUCGACGUGCUGCUCAAGAUACACAAGGAUGGCAGCCUCCAAAUCCCGCUCGACAUGGACGUGCUUAAAGCCGUCAUCUUUGACAUCUUCGGCGCCGGCAGCGAGACGUCGGCGACCACGCUGGAGUGGGCCAUGGCGGAGCUGAUCCGGAACCCCAAGGCGAUGCAGCGGGCGACGGCCGAGGUGCGCGAGGCCUUCGGCGCGCGCGGCGCGGUGGCCGAGCACGAGCUGGGCGAGCUGCGGUACCUGCACCUCGUGAUCCGGGAGACGUUCCGGCUGCACCCGCCGCUGCCGCUGCUGCUCCCGCGGCAGUCCCAGGAGCCGCGCCGCGUGCUGGGCUACGACGUGCCCGCGGGCACCACCGUGCUAGUGAACGUCUGGGCGCUGGGCCGCGACGGCAGGUACUGGCCGGGUGACCCCGAGGAGUUCCGGCCCGAGCGGUUCGAGGCCGAGGCCAGCGAGGUGGAGUUCAAGGGCGCCGACUUCGAGCUCCUGCCGUUCGGCGCCGGCCGGAGGAUGUGCCCGGGCAUGGCGUUCGGGCUCGCCAACGUCGAGCUCGCGCUCGCCAGCCUGCUGUUCCACUUCGACUGGGAGGCGCCCGGCGUGUCUGACCCCGCCGAGUUCGACAUGGCCGAGGCGUUUGGCAUCACCGCGAGACGGAAGGCCGACCUCCUCCUCCGCCCCAUCCUCCGCGUGCGCCUCCCCGUUCCCGGUGUCUAAUCGCCGCGCCGAUAAUGGUUUGCAAGCUCGUUACUUGUGUCAGUGUGCAUUCACGUGAUCGACAAGCUGCUCUGGCCGAGGAUUUGGCCACCGGCGAGCGGCGGGCGCGGACAUGGUGUGUCGUUUCCCCCCUAUGGCCUACUAUAAGCUAGUAGUUUAAGAACGAUAGGUCCAAAGCCCAUCUACAUUAUGGGCCUACCUGUGGGCUUUCAAAGAAGGAUGACACAACCUAUAAUUUUAUGUCUUUUACGUAGCGAUGACAAUCUUACCGUGAAUAUGUAUACCUGCGGGUUACGUAUGUAAUGGGUGUGAUUACAAGCACGAUAUCGUAAAUAUGUGGGUACGGUGAAGCUAUCAAAUUUUCCGCAAUUGAAAAA
This is a messenger RNA of Zea mays, 2126 nucleotides long. RefSeq names its product zealexin A1 synthase-like. The record is from RefSeq and is a predicted model, not a curated record. The coding region runs from base 190 to 1749 and encodes 519 amino acids. NCBI's taxonomy places the organism in Eukaryota, Viridiplantae, Streptophyta, Magnoliopsida, Poales, Poaceae. The transcript is spliced from 2 exons. Gene Ontology annotation, molecular function: oxidoreductase activity, acting on paired donors, with incorporation or reduction of molecular oxygen; monooxygenase activity; heme binding.